Messenger RNA from Amyelois transitella, 1923 nucleotides. RefSeq names its product ubiquilin-1-like. The transcript has a single exon. Bases 116 to 1681 code for a protein of 521 amino acids. Gene Ontology annotation, molecular function: polyubiquitin modification-dependent protein binding. Gene Ontology annotation, biological process: ubiquitin-dependent protein catabolic process. Gene Ontology annotation, cellular component: cytosol. The record is from RefSeq and is a predicted model, not a curated record. NCBI's taxonomy places the organism in Eukaryota, Metazoa, Arthropoda, Insecta, Lepidoptera, Pyralidae.
CUUUAAUUAGCCGUCAAGCCGUCAACGCAAGUCUCGUCCGUCAAAUUCUGUAGUGCUUGUUGUACAAAAAUUUUACUUUUCCGCCAAAGUACAGAGUCAUUCUAGAUUUGCCAAAAUGGCAGAGGGCCAGGAAGAACCCAAGAAAAUUACAAUCACAGUUAAAACUCCAAAAGAGAAACAACAAGUGGAAAUCGAAGAGGAUGCCGACAUCAAAAAAUUGAAAGAAGUGCUGUCACCGAAGUUUAGUGCGGAGCCGGAACAGUUAUGUCUGAUCUUCGCCGGGAAGAUCAUGAACGAUGCUGACACUCUGAAGCAGCAUAAUAUCAAAGAUGGGCUGACUGUUCAUUUGGUGAUCAAAACUCCGCCAAGACCAGAGCCGGAGGGCGCGGCCCGACGCCCACCAGCAGACAUAAGCGCUACUCCUUUUGGGCUUAAUUCUCUGGGUGGUCUUGCGGGUCUUGAGAGCCUGGGACUUGGGCAAAGCACAUUCAUGGACUUACAGGCUCGAAUGCAGCAAGAGCUGUUGUCCAAUCCAGACAUGUUAAGACAAGUGCUAGACAACCCGCUGGUACAGCAGAUGAUGAAUGACCCAGAGAACAUGAGGACUCUCAUCACAUCCAACCCUCAGAUGCAGGACCUAAUGGCUAGGAACCCAGAGAUCAGCCACAUGCUGAACAACCCGGAGCUGCUCCGGCAGACCAUGGAGCUGGCCCGCAACCCCGCCAUGCUGCAGGAACUCAUGCGCUCCCACGACCGAGCACUCUCCAACCUUGAGAGUAUACCUGGAGGCUACAAUGCUCUUCAGAGGAUGUACAGAGACAUCCAAGAGCCAAUGUUGAAUGUUGCCAGCAGUAUGGCCGGCAACCCUUUUUCGGGACUGGUGGACAACUCUGAUGGCACAAACCCCCAACAAGGCUCGGAGAACCGGCAACCGCUGCCCAACCCGUGGCAGCGCGGCGGCGGGACCGGGACCGGGGCCGGGGCCGGCGCCGGCGCGGGGACCGGCACCGGGCCCGGGCUCAUCAACACGCCGGGGAUGCAGUCGCUGCUGCAACAGAUGUCGGAGAACCCGCGGCUGGUGCAGUCCAUGCUGUCGGCGCCGUACACCAACGAUAUGCUGCAGGCCCUCGCUGCUGAUCCGGAGAUGGCCUCCCAACUCAUUAAUCAGAAUCCAAUGUUCGCGAACAAUCCACAACUGCAGGAUCAGAUCCGCACGAUGAUGCCACAGAUGCUUGCACAACUGCAGAAUCCAGAGAUGCAGCAAAUGAUGUCCAACCCACAGGCCCUGAACGCGCUGUUGCAAAUCCAGCAAGGCAUGGAGCAGCUGCGCGCAGCCGCGCCCUCGCUGGUCAACAACCUGGGCCUGGGCGUGGGCGCGGCGGCCGCCACGCCGCCCGCCAACCCGCCCGCCAACCCGUCCGCCAACCCUGCGCAGGCGCGGCAACAGAACAACUCGGAGCUGUUCACACAGUUCAUGCAAAGGAUGGUGUCGGCCAUGUCCAACAACCAGACGAACUCGUCGCAGCCUCCAGAACAGCGCUACUCGCAACAGCUGGAGCAACUCGCUGCCAUGGGCUUCCUCAACAGGGAAGCUAACCUGCAAGCACUAAUCGCGACCUUCGGCGACGUGAACGCGGCGGUGGAGAGGCUACUGGCGCUCGGACAGUUGUCCAUGAGCUAACAGUGAAGCGCUCAAAACUCGUUCAAACUGGCUACUACUACACUCGACUCUCAUCAUCACACUCACAACUGUAUUUUUGUUAUAUCAUUUCCCUAUAUGGUCAAAAGUCCCUGACUGGGCCCAUAACCUUUCUAGUUUGUAGUAACUUUCAUCACUUACCUUAUUUAAUUUGGCGUGAGACAAAAGUUAGGGUUCCAUGUGAUUUGGUCAUCUUGAAAAUAAUGGUUACAAUUUUAUAAAUU